AUGCUCUACUACAGCGGGGUGACAAGGCGAAUAGGAAAUGUCGACGAAGGAUCGACAGUAACCGACUUUCUCCCUGCUGAACGGGCACGCGGCAUCACCAUCCAGUCUGCAGCCAUCACAUUCCACUGGCCUCCCCUACCACCAACUACCCAGACUCCGCCCCCACCACCACAGCUACCAGCCUCAUUCGACAAUGUUCUAAGAUCUUCAACAUCCCACAACAUCAAUCUCAUCGACACGCCCGGUCACGCAGACUUUACUUUCGAAGUGCUGCGCUCGCUUCGUGUACUAGAUGGGGCAGUAUGUAUUCUCGAUGGAGUUGCCGGUGUUGAAGCCCAGACGGAGAAAGUAUGGACGCAAGCUGGACAUUACCAUAUCCCUAGGAUCAUUUUUGUCAACAAGCUGGACCGUGUGGGCGCUGCGUUCUCACGAACCGUCAAAGAGAUAGGCGUUAGAUUGCACGGAUGGCCAGCCGUCUGUCAAAUUCCGUGGUGGAAGAAUGGCAACGGCGAUUUCGUUGGAGUUGGUGAUGCUAUCAACUUACGCGGUAUGCUCUGGCAAGCCGGUGGCGAUGGCAGAGAUAUUCAAGCUUUUGGGCUGCAAGAUCUGGGUAAAACCGACGAGAAGUUUGCAGAAGAGAUCAAAAAGGCCAGAAUAGCCCUCGUUGAGAUCUUGAGUGAGCAUGACGACGUCAUGGUUGAGCACUUCUUGGAACACGACGAAGACCACCUUGCUAUCUCUGGACUCCAGAUCAUGCAAUCAUUACGCCGAGUAGCACUGCAGGCACCGCAGAAAGUCAUCCCAGUCUUCGCCGGCGCCUCUUUCCGCAACAUCGGUGUUCAGCCCCUCCUUGACUCGGUCGUUGAUCUCCUCCCCUCACCACUCGAACGACCAGAUCCUGAGAUCAGCAUCUCCAACCAGAGCAGCACACUAUCAACCCUUCUAAGUGCAGCAGCGGCAGCACCGACGAAGGCCACCAAGCCAUCCAAGAAACAGCAGCAAAACAACAGCGAACUAGCCAUCGCAGAAGUCAAAAAUCUCAGCGCCUGCGCCCUCGCCUUCAAAGUAGUCAACGACGCCAAACGCGGCGUCCUCGUCUACGUCCGCGUCUACUCCGGCUCCAUCGACCGCGGCGCCACCCUCUACAACACCAACCUCUCCCUCGCGGAGCGCGCACCCCGCCUGCUCAAAAUGUACGCCAACGACGCCGUAGAAGUCGACAGCAUCUCCGCCGGCCAAAUCGGCGUGAUAACCGGUCUUAAGCACGCAAGAACCGGAGACACGUUGAUCGUCUACCGCGGCCUCCAAAUGAAAGGCACACCGCCCGGCGGUCUUCACACCCUCCAACUGCGCCCCAUCGCCGUCCCUCCCCCCGUCUUCUUCACCAGCAUCGAACCGAAUAGUCUCAGCGAACAGAAACACGUCCAAGAAAGUCUGGCCAUUCUCCUCCGCGAAGAUCCCAGUCUGCACCUUUCCAUCGACGAAGAAUCCGGGCAGACUCAUUUGGCCGGCAUGGGCGAUUUACAUUUAGAAAUCGCGCGAGACAGGUUACUCAACGAUUUCAAAGCCAAAGCACGCAUCGGAAAGAUAGAAAUCGGAUACAGGGAGACUAUCACCACGAUGACGCCAACGGAACCAUACACAUAUACACUGGAUAAACUCGUUGCGGGAAAACAAACGAAAGCAGCCAUAACCGCUUCUGUGGAAAGCGUAGAAGACAGCAACUCCAUCCCGCUUACGCCAGUCCAGCACGAAGUCAACGAACAACACGCACGCGAAAACCAAUUCGAAACCAUAUACCCCCUCCCCGACAACAACCACCUCCACAUCCACCACCCCCCGCUCUCUUCCCUCGACUCUUCGGCUCAUAAACAGCACAUCCCCCCACACCUCUCCCUCCCCGGUAUCCUGCACGCCCUUCAAGCCGGUACAUCCGCGGCCCUCGCCCGGGGCCCCUUCAACGGGUUUCCCGUUGCAAACACACGCGUUACGCUCACGCUGGAUGCGGGUGCGCAUCUCUUCCCUGAAACAACGCCGACGGCGAUAUCGAUGGCGGCGCGCGCUGCUGUAUCGCAUAGCCUGCGUACGGCAAGUGAUGCCGCGCCAGCCACACUCAUGGAACCAGUCAUGAACGUAACAAUCUUCGUCAAUGAGGGGAGUAUGGGCGCCGUAGUCCAAGAUAUUACCUCCUCGCGAGGCGGUCAAAUCCUGUCACUCGACGGCUCGGAGUCUUCCUCCACUUCCUCCGACUCCGACUCCGACGACGCCCUCCCCCGCAUCGACCCCCACCUCAUCUACACGCCCCCUGACCCCUUUGCGUCGGGGACAGGUGAUGUGGGCAGCGGCUUGAGCGAUAGCCAAAGACAAAUUGUAGCUAGGGUGCCGCUGAAGGAGAUGGUGGGGUAUUUGAAUCAGUUGAGGGCGCUGACGGGGGGCAGGGGCACGUUUGUGAUGAGUGUAGAUGGGUUUGAGAAGAUGGGAAGCCAGAGGCAGAGGGACGUUCUGGAUGCUUUGAGGGAGUUUUAG
This is a messenger RNA of Alternaria ethzedia, 2526 nucleotides long. RefSeq lists its product as uncharacterized. Bases 1 to 2526 code for a protein of 841 amino acids. Gene Ontology annotation, molecular function: GTPase activity; GTP binding; translation elongation factor activity. Gene Ontology annotation, cellular component: mitochondrion. Gene Ontology annotation, biological process: ribosome disassembly; mitochondrial translation. NCBI's taxonomy places the organism in Eukaryota, Fungi, Ascomycota, Dothideomycetes, Pleosporales, Pleosporaceae. The transcript is spliced from 2 exons. The record is from RefSeq and is a predicted model, not a curated record.